CUGUCACGUGAACAAAAGAGACGAAAGAGAAAUCUCAACUUUUCAUUCCUGAGUCACCGUGGCGGAACACGGAAGUCAUUACGUUUGCACAGAUGGCACGUCCGAGGAAAGACGCUCGUCGUUUGCACCGUCGCAACUCGCGUAAAUCCUAAAUAAAUCACGACUACUUCGGUGUAACUUUGAAAAAUGGCGCGCUGGGAAGUAUCGCGAGUUUAGCUCGUCGGCGCGAAUCAGUUGUUGCUCGUUCCCCGGGAACAGUAACGUGCUAACUUAGGUAACUGUCAAGUCUAAACAAAUGAAACCACAAACCUAAGUGUUUACGUGGUGUCACAUUAAUUUCAUUUAAGGUGUAGUCUUGACAUCGGUUUUGAAGCUGCUUCGGAGACCUGUUUACAGUCGCCAGUCCGAAGUGUAUGGAUGCUAGUAACGUUAGCUCGCUAGUCAGCCGACGUUAGCUAUCAGUUGUUCGAAAACUGCCGGUGCUUAGCCAGAAAUAAAAUGUCCGCGGAGAAAAGGACAAGCUGGAUACUGACUGGCGCUACGGAUGGCUUGUGUCACCGCUCUGUAUGUACCCUGUGUGCAGCGGACUGUCCCCGGUGGAGACUCAGGAGAGCUGAUCACCACUGCUUGUGAGCUGGGGGUGGCUCAUCCUCCUGGAUACCCUCUCUUCACCCUAAUAGCUCGCCUGGCAAUGUGUCUCCUGCCAUCACUUUCUCCAGCCCACAGCGUCAACCUGGUGGCCAGCCUGCUUGGGGCUGCAGCUUGUGGUGCCCUUUGCAUUACUCUCUGCAGGUUGGCAGGUCCUGGCCCUGGAGCAGUACUGGCUGGAGGGCUGUUUGCUGUGUCCAGGCUGAGCUGGCAGUGGUCCAUGGUGGCAGAAGUCUUCACCCUGAACAACCUUUUUGUUAGUCUGCUCUUCUUCUUGAUCAUCAGCUUCCAAUGUGCUGAAAAUGCCACGCAAAGGAUGAAGAUUGCACAUUGGGGAGCGCUAUGCUGUGGCUUGGGGCUCUGUAACCAACACACCCUGGUUUUGUAUAUACUGGUCGUCAUUCCCUGGGUCUUUCACCGACUUUACUCUCAUAAGGAGCUGUCUUUACGUGUCCUUGUGUCUCUGGGAGUGUGUUUCAUCGCUGGAUUUCUGCCGUACAUCUACCUGCCCAUCUCGUCCUACCUCAACACAGCCCGCUGGAGCUGGGGGGAUCAGACCACUCUGUCUGGCCUGCUGACCCACCUGCUGAGGGCUGAAUACGGCACCUUCAGUCUGGCAAAGACGGAGAACUCUGUGAAUUUGACCACCAUGCUACAGGCUCAGAUGGACCACUGCCUUGCAGACCUUUCCCUUCCUGUUUUAGUAUUGGCGGGAAUAGGCCUGCUCCUCUCCGCAUGGGACAGGACGUGUCGCUCAAUGUCCUGGCUGUUGACUGUCAUGCUAGUGGUCUACUCACUGUUUUUUGCUUGGAGAGCCAACCUGGACAUCAGCAGACCCUUACUUCUCGGAGUGGUUGAGCGUUUCUGGCUCCAGAGCGAUGCUGCAGUGUGUGUGCUGGCAGGCCUCGGCUUGAGCCGGGCUCACGCUGAGCUGGAGAGGAGGCUAGGCUGUGGGGGGGUGUGGAAGACCACAGGCUGGGUCCUCACUACGGCUCUGCUGGCACAUAUGGUGCACACCAAUCACAGGGAGUGCGAUCAGAGCACUAACAGUGUGGUGGAGAGGUUCGGCAGGGAGCUUCUGGCCUCCAUCCCAAAAGACUCAAUCAUCCUGACCAGAGGAGAUCUACCUGGAAACUCCCUGCGCUACUUAUACUACUGCGAGGGUGUACGGCCUGAUGUACGCCUGGUUGACCAGGAGAUGAUGACAUACACUUGGUACGUGGCCAAGCUGGCACAGCACCACCCUGGGGUCCACUUCCCCGGCCGCUGGUGGGACCCGGUCCACCCUGAGGGGCAAGACACCUUCAGUCUGGAGCAGUUUCUGUCCCACAACACACAGAGGGAUGUUUUUGCCUGCAUUGGGCUGCCUGAAGGAGACCCGAGCUGGGAACGUAGCUUCUCUCGCUGGCCCCUGGGUGUGUGUGAUUACUUAGUGCCAAUUCAGAGGCAGUUUCACCCUGAAGAAUGGGCUCAUCACACUCGCAACAUCUACAACUGGAGCGAGCCACACAACAGUUUCCAUCCUGCGUCCUGGGAGCGUGUCGCUAAUGAGGAGAUGUGGCAAGCCAGGAUGAAGACGGCUUUCUUUCUGUUUGACCUGGCAGAAAGGAUGCAGGGAGAAGGGAAAGCUCGUCUCUUUGAGCUGUCUUACACUCUGUAUAAGGAGAUUGUGGAGGCCCACUCAGACUACCCUCCAAACUGGGACAAGAACUUGGCACUAGCCUGUGAGAGGCUGCUCCGCUCAGGUCACCGGGGCUACAGUCCAGACAGCCUGCUGACCUGCAGCACCCAGCACUUUAGUCUGUACUUAGAGAAGGAACCCACGGAUCCCCAGGCUCCCGCCAUACGUUCAGCCAUUACUCACCUGCUCAAAGAGAGAGACAGGUUCCGCCAGAGCCGGAGGCAAACCCCAUGACAAGAUCCAGGGGAGACCUACAUGGAGCUGGCACGCUGAGAGUGUGCUGUGAGCCCAGGCGAAGUGUGAGACAGUCAGGACGAACUCUGAGCCAAUGUGCCUCCCAUGGAUGUAAGGUGGUGCUCCAGAAGGACAAAGAAUGAUGUAGUGGUGUUUAGCUUAAUGUUUUGGCUUAAUGGACUUGGCUAAAUUGGACUUACAAGUUUGGAAUUGGACUUGGGAGCACUGAUGCAGAAGCACUGGUCUCUAGUUAUCUAGUUUGUGCGGCGUUCUAGUCAAAGAGCUCUGCACAAAGGAUGGAGUGAAAAGUACUGGGCCAUGCUUCAUUUAAUGAAUGUUUACAGUUGACCAGAGACAGAGCUUGACUUCAGGAGGCCUUGACUGACCCCAAUCAAGCUGCGUGCGUGUUCCCCUUAAACUCACCAUUCGAUUACUUUAUCGUUACAUCUCGUUCUAUUUUUUCCUCUCUCCUCUUCUGCUGAUUAUUUUGCCUCAGCCACUGCUCUACUUCUCUUUUUCUCACAUUAGGAUGGCAAGGCCGAGAUUGAGGGAAACCCAAUUUGGGGGCAGAAAUGGGGGAUUAGAGCAGCUGUUUAAUCUAGGACAGACUUGUGCUGUGCCACAGAGUCCUCACUACACACUACCAACACUACCCACCCACCCCUCUAUCCAUCCAUCAGUCCAUCUUAGAUGGUCCUUUACAUGUUUAAAACUAAUGGAUUCGAUGAGUGUUUUUUGCCCUCUCUUUUCUCUCCUAACCAGAGGGCUGUAAUCCCCCAUGGAUUUAAAUGAAAUGUGAAAUGUCACAAUGCCAGGGACCCUUUUAGAGGUGCGUUUGUGUGUGUGCUUACUUGCAUGCGUGUUGAUUUGUGUUCGCAUGUCUACGUGUGUGUGCGUGUGUAUGAACAUACUUAAAUCUCCACCCAAGCCCUUUUCCCUGCUGCAACCACAUAUAAACAUAGUCGAUAAACAGAUCGGCACACUGAAAAGCAGCAAAGUACUUUGAUCAUCAUAGAAGGACAAAGUCAUGCAAACUCCAGGGACACACAUAGACACACAAGCAUGUUAGCUCCCAGGAAAAUUGACUUGUAGCCCCGUGGUUGCUGGGAAGGCAGUGUGUCAUGCAAACACAGCAAAUGGACCAGAAUCACUUGAUGUGUUCUCAGGCUCAGACACCUGAGUAACACAGUUUUUGUGAAUUUUGGUGCUGAUGUUAAUAAGCCUCAUGGCAUGAAAUUUGUUAAGCAGAGGUCAAACCAGUGUAUUGCCAUAAGCUUUAUAAAACACUGCUGAAGAAGCCUGCCGUUUGAGAUACCACUAGAAAGUGCAUGUGUAGUUUUCUCAGAAUGUAAUCUGCCCUCUCUGUUUGCAGGCCUGGUUAGCGGCUGUCAGCUGGCUGGAUGAUGAGAUUCAACCUGCUGUAGCACAGAUGGUUUGGUUUCUCAUAAAACAGAGAAAACUGUCACUCUGCUUUCUACAGAUUAAAAUAUUCCAAUAAAGACUUUGUUUAUUUUAGUACA
Messenger RNA from Lates calcarifer (barramundi perch), 4083 nucleotides. It is a transcript of the gene tmem260, whose product is annotated as transmembrane protein 260. Lineage: Eukaryota; Metazoa; Chordata; Actinopteri; Centropomidae. The transcript has 16 exons. Bases 545 to 2563 code for a protein of 672 amino acids. The record is from RefSeq and is a predicted model, not a curated record.